AUGAUCAAAAUGCGGUGGAGUAUUUUAGCGUUGGCCUGCGUGGUCGUGGCGGUGUACGCCGACGACAAGAAGGACAAGGAGAAGGACAUCGGCACCGUGAUCGGUAUCGACUUGGGUACCACCUACUCUUGUGUUGGUGUGUACAAGAACGGCCGUGUGGAAAUCAUUGCUAAUGACCAGGGUAACCGUAUCACUCCCUCAUAUGUGGCUUUCACUGCUGACGGAGAGCGUCUCAUUGGUGAUGCUGCCAAGAACCAGCUGACCACCAACCCCGAGAACACCGUCUUUGAUGCCAAGCGUCUUAUUGGUCGUGAAUGGAGUGAUUCUACUGUUCAACAUGAUGUCAAAUUCUUCCCCUUCAAGGUGGUUGAGAAGAACAGCAAACCUCAUGUUUCUGUUAUGACCUCCCAGGGCGACAAAAUCUUUGCUCCUGAAGAAAUCUCAGCUAUGGUUCUCACCAAAAUGAAGGAGACUGCUGAGGCUUACCUGGGUAAGAAGGUGACCCACGCUGUCGUUACUGUCCCUGCUUACUUCAACGACGCUCAGCGUCAAGCCACCAAGGACGCUGGUGCUAUCGCCGGUCUUCAGGUCAUGAGAAUCAUCAACGAGCCUACCGCCGCCGCUAUCGCUUAUGGUCUUGACAAGAAGGAAGGCGAGAAGAACGUGCUCGUAUUUGACUUGGGUGGUGGUACCUUCGACGUGUCUCUGCUCACCAUCGACAAUGGAGUGUUUGAAGUAGUAGCCACCAAUGGUGACACUCACUUGGGUGGUGAAGACUUUGACCAGAGAGUCAUGGAGCACUUCAUCAAGUUGUACAAGAAGAAGAAGGGCAAGGACAUCAGGAAAGACAACCGUGCCGUACAGAAGCUUCGUCGUGAAGUUGAGAAGGCCAAGAGAGCCCUGUCCUCCAGCCACCAAGUCAAGAUUGAAAUCGAAUCAUUCUUCGAAGGUGAAGACUUCUCCGAGACUCUUACCAGGGCUAAGUUCGAGGAGUUGAACAUGGACCUCUUCAGAUCUACUCUUAAGCCUGUGCAGAAGGUAUUGGAAGACGCCGACAUGAACAAAAAGGAUGUUGAUGAGAUCGUGCUUGUCGGUGGUUCUACCCGUAUCCCCAAAGUACAGCAAUUGGUCAAGGAAUUCUUCAAUGGAAAGGAGCCUUCCCGAGGUAUCAACCCUGACGAGGCUGUCGCUUACGGUGCCGCCGUCCAGGCUGGAGUACUAAGCGGUGAACAAGACACUGAUGCUAUUGUGCUACUCGACGUCAAUCCUCUUACCAUGGGUAUCGAGACUGUCGGAGGUGUCAUGACCAAGCUUAUCCCCCGUAACACCGUCAUUCCUACCAAGAAGUCUCAGAUCUUCUCCACAGCUAGUGACAACCAGCACACUGUUACCAUCCAGGUGUACGAAGGUGAACGUCCAAUGACCAAGGACAACCACUUGCUCGGAAAGUUCGACUUAACUGGCAUUCCUCCUGCACCUCGUGGUAUCCCUCAGAUCGAAGUUACCUUCGAAAUCGACGCUAACGGUAUCUUGCAAGUGUCUGCUGAGGACAAGGGUACUGGAAACCGAGAGAAGAUUGUCAUCACUAAUGACCAAAACAGACUGACACCUGAAGAUAUCGAGAGGAUGAUCAAGGAUGCCGAGAGGUUCGCCGAUGAAGACAAGAGGCUCAAGGAGCGCGUUGAGGCCAGGAACGAACUGGAAAGCUAUGCUUACUCCAUCAAGAACCAGCUCCAGGACAAGGAGAAGCUUGGCUCUAAGUUGAGUGACGACGAGAAGUCAAAGAUGGAGGAGGCUAUCGAUGCCGCGAUCAAGUGGCUCGAAGACAACCAGGAUGUCGACUCAGAAGAAUAUAAAAAACAGAAGAAGUCCCUGGAGGACGUUGUUCAGCCCAUCAUCGCCAAGUUGUACCAAGGACAAGGAGGCGUGCCCCCGCCUGGCGCGGGAGGUGAGGAUGAAGAUUUCAAGGACGAGUUGUAA
Messenger RNA from Spodoptera littoralis (African cotton leafworm), 1980 nucleotides. The record is from the annotation of a GenBank genome assembly. NCBI's taxonomy places the organism in Eukaryota, Metazoa, Arthropoda, Insecta, Lepidoptera, Noctuidae.